CAUGCGUUUUUCACGACGUGAGCAUCAGUCCGAGGAAAACGCAACCGAUCGGUUUCCCUUCUGGUGAACGAGUCGCAGCACCCAUUGGUAUCAGGUCACCGCAUACUAGACACGGCUUAAUGGCGUUUUCCGGCUCAUCGAUCGCGAUCCUUUUCAUCGGUGCGGCUGUUUACGCGGCGGCUGGACCCGUUCAGUUACACGGUGGAUCGAGUACGGUGCAACGAGACGACUACGGGUCGCCGGCGUUGGCGGAACUCCUGGCAAGAUACUGGGAAGAUCGCAGUGCGGGUCGCAAUUUAGAUGGUGUCGGUGGCGGUCAUUCGCUGCGGCAAGCGCGUCGAGUGUUGGAUUCGUUGGCUGGAACAACCUUUGGUGAAAGCAAGAGGCUCUCAUCUUUCAGGCGACCUGGUCCAACGAACAUACGGUCAGCUCAUAAUUUCGACGAGAUCGACCGAUCGGUGUUCGAUCGGUUCUCAAAGAGAAACAUUGACGAGAUCGAUAACGCGUUCGACAGCUUCUUCAAGCGAAACUUGGACGAGAUCGAUCGGGUCGGCUGGAGCGGAUUCGUCAAGAGGCUCGAUAAUUAUUUGGCGGACAGGCAACGUCGUUAAUUAGCGCAGAAUAUGAGGGGCGAGGGGAGAGGAUAGCGAGACGAAGCGAAUGGCAAGGAGAAGCGCAGUGAGAGACAAGCAUGAGAAACAUCAUAGAACGCGAACAUCAUCGCACGCGCUUGCUCCGUUUCAGAAAACUCGUUUAAUUUACAUAACAUUUCGGAAAAAACAGUUGAAAAUUAAAUUGCAAUCGUUCCUUCGAUACUGCUGCUCUUUUAUGGCCUUUUAAGGCAAGUUUGAACUCGAUGUUAAAUAGAAUUGUCGAAUUAUCUUUCGAGCAAAGUCACUGAAUAUUCCGUAGUUGAUACAAAAUUAUUUAACAAAAUCCUUGCUUUUUUCAUAUACAUAGUCAUUGAAUGUACUUUCACAAAACGCAAAUUCUAGAAAGUAAAUUUGAAAAAUGGCGGUUAUUUCACUGGCAGGAUAUCGGUAGAAAAUCAUGAAGGUAUCCAGUAUUGAAGGAAUUUUACAAGAACUAACAAUCAAAAUUUUAAAAGAUAAAAAUAGGUAAACAAAGCAAAUUGCGUACCUUGAUUAAUUUCAAAUAAAUUUUAUUUUUAUAAGAAUUGUUUUUAGCUGUAAAAAAGAAUCUCGAAAUAACAACACAAAUUAAACAUAUUGCGACAAAUAAAGAUCUAUUGCUAAAAAUUUUGUCAAGCGAAAAUCAAAUCAAUAUUUGCGUCGCAGAACUAGUCGGUAGAGCAUCCGCGAAUUCUAGAAUAUUCUUUACAGGCAAAAUUUAAGGCAAACAGAAUAGACAUCUUUAACAGAAAACAAUGAAAUUUUAUCAAAAAUUUUUAUGAUUGGUCCUAUGAAAGAUUUUACUGGAUAGACGAAGAUUUUUAGAAUGCAUCAGAACAGUUUAAUCACCAUUUACUCUGAAAUAAUUGGAUUCACUUCAAAAGCUCUUACAUACUCUCGCUGUUGCAGUCUUCGACUUUUUAAGACACGCCGAGCCAUUAAGCUAAAACUUACAUCCUAUUUAAUAUGAACGGCGUGUACAUCUUGUUAACAUGUAAUUAAUUGUAUAUAUUAACUCUACUCGAUGUAUGAAUCUCGAAAUUAUAUCGCGCAAAAUUAAAUACUCAAUGUAAUUACAUCAAUGUGAUUAGAUGCAAAAUGAUGAGAGAUAUAAACGAUAUGGAGUAUCGUUAUCCUUUUCAGAAAACUUGUCUUCAAAAAAGAAUCUCUGUGUAAAAAUAUUCAAAGCAUGUAAUUUGGCAAAAAUAUAUUUUUUGCGAUUAUCUCUGCAAAUAUCCGAGACGCUUUAGAACCAUUAUGAUGAAAUUUGCUCGAUUAGAGAUCGGAUAAAAUGUAUCACGUGAUUCGUCCUCUCUACUCGUAUACUGUCAUUCUGCAAAAAUGUGCUAUCUAAAUAAAGAAAACAAUAAUUAAUUGUUGGCCAAUUGAACAUGACACAAAAAGAUUGCAAAUAUUACAGAUAUCAUGGAUCCAAAAAUAUAAGAAUAUCCAAAUAUA
Linepithema humile (Argentine ant) is the source of this 2090-nucleotide messenger RNA. RefSeq lists its product as uncharacterized. The record is from RefSeq and is a predicted model, not a curated record. NCBI's taxonomy places the organism in Eukaryota, Metazoa, Arthropoda, Insecta, Hymenoptera, Formicidae.